Molecule: messenger RNA, 3111 nt
Organism: Closterium sp. NIES-65
Lineage: Eukaryota; Viridiplantae; Streptophyta; Zygnematophyceae; Desmidiales; Closteriaceae
Source: the annotation of a GenBank genome assembly
AUGGCGGCAGAGACGACAGGAAAGCCCCGACGGCAGCUCUUCAACAGCCCCGCAAAAGGCGGCGCUGAUAACGGCGUCCGUGGCGCCGCCGGGGGCGCCGCUGAUGGUGUCCCCGCCUGCGCCGCGACUUCUGGCGGCGGGUUGAAAGAACACCUCGAAUCGCGAAAGAAACGCGGCGCGUGGACGGCGGCGGAGGACGUGGAGCUGCGCGCUUACGUGGCAAAGUUCGGCGCGGGAAAUUGGAAGCACGUGGCGGAGGCGACGGCGUUGAAACGCGACGCGCAGAGCUGCCGUCUGCGGUGGUCCAGCCACCUAGACCCUAAGGUCAACCGCGCCCCAUUCACGCCAGAGGAGGAUGCAAGACUGCUAGCGAGCGUUGCGUGGAGCUCCCACGGCGAAACCAAGUGGGCUGGGAUCGCCUCGGCGAAAUUCCCCUCGCGAACUGGUUACCAGAUUCAGAGCCGCUGGCACAGCCUGGUGAACAAGCAGCGCCGGUGGAUCAACGAGGGGAAAGAACUCCCCCCCUGCCUUGAAGGCGCGGGCACGGAGCGGGGGCAAGGAAAUACUACUACCGCCACAGACGCUGCACCUGUUGCCACCCCGCCUGGAAGGUCGGCAGGAAACACUAGCCCUGCUACUGUCACCCUGCCGCCCGAUGCCGCCCGGGGGCAGUCGGCGAGAAAAACAGCUGCCACAGAUGCUUUGGCCGUUGUGACAGCUGUUGCUGCUUCAAUUGCCGCUGGAGACUCUACUGAUCCCUCAGCCGUUGCUGCAUUCAUCCUAGCCCUCCAAUCCGCAAUCAACGGCCGCCCUCAACCCGCAGGCUCAGGCAAAAAUUUAGAACCAUCCACCCCUCUGAAUGCUUCCGUUGGUGCUGCUGCUACUCCCUCAACCACUGCUGCGUUCAUCCUAGCCCUCCAAUCCGCAAUCAACAGCCGCCCUCAAUCCCCAAGCUCAGGGACCCAAAUAGACCCAUCCACUCCUGCACGUGUUUCCCUUGCUGCUGCUGCUGCUGCUGCUACAUCCCCUUUAGGUGCUUCCUCUGUUGGUGCUACCCCUGCUGCUGCUGCUGCUGCUGCUGCUGCUCCCUCAGACGUUGCUGCGUUCAUCCAGGCCCUUCAAUCGGCAAUCAACGGCCGUGAUCUAUCCUCGAAGACGACAGGAUCGCGGCAGCGGCGACUCUUGAACAGCCCCGCAACUGGCGGCGCUGAUAGCGGCGUCCGUGGCGCCGCCAAGGGCGCCGCUGACCCUGUCCCCGCCCGCGCCGCAACUUCCGGCGGGUUGAAAGCAAGGGUCAAAUCGGGGAGGAAGCGCGGGGCGUGGACGGCGGCGGAGGACGCGGAGCUGCGCGCUUACGUGGCAAAGUACGGCGCGGGAAACUGGAAGCACGUGGCGGAUGCGACGGCGUUGAAACGCGACGCGCAGAGCUGCCGCCUGCGGUGGUCCAGCUGUCUCAACCCUAAGGGGGACAACUACACUAGUACUAGUGUUGGAGCUUCUGUCAACCUGCCCGCUGCCACCACUCGCGGAGGGUCAUGGGCGGCAAACACCACUCCCGCUGCAGAUGCACCGCCCGCUGCCACCACUCGCAGAGGGUCGUGGGCGGCAAACACAACUCCCGCUGCAGAUGCGCCGCCCGCUGCCGCCUGCAAUCGGUCCGCGAGAAAACCCGUCGCUGCUGCGGAUUCUCGACCUACCAUGACAGGCAGUGGAAUGGUAACAGCUGCUACCCCAGGUGCUAUCUCGGGUGCUGCCUCAGGUGCUAUCUCAGGUGCUGCCUCAGGUGCUACCUCAGGUGUUUUCUCAGGUGGUGCGUCAGGUGUUUUCUCAGGUGGUUCCUCGGGUGUUUCGCCAGGUGAUUCCCCAGGUGCCGCUGCUCCAAUCAUCACUGCAGCCUCUGCAGAUCCCUCAGCCGUUGCUGCGUUCAUCCUGACCCUCCAAUCCGCAAUCAACGGCCUCCCUCAAUCCGCAAGCUCAGGGAAAUGUUUAGAACCAUCCACCCCUGCGCGUUCUUCCAUUGCUGCUGCUGCUGCUGCUGCUGCUGCUGCUGCUGCCCCUGCUGCUGCUACUCCCUCAACCACUGCUGCGUUCAUCCAGCCCCUUCUCUCUGCAGGCAACGGCCCUCUUCAAACACCUACUAGCCCUACCACCCGUCUCCUUCCCACCCUCCAAUCAGACCCAUCCACACCGUGGCACUGGGCAAGACACAAGCCACAGCACGGCAUGGGGUUAGUGGCAUUUCCGAACGCAUUGAUGGAUGUGCCAUGUAUGGAUGUGCCAUGUAUGGAUGUGCCAUUCCUACCGCCCUGGCAUCCCACGCCCAAGCAGCGGGGGCAGCAGCACGUGCAGCAAUGCAGUGGCAUGUGCAGGAAGGGGUGGGGUGACAUCUGGCAUGUGCGAUGGGCUGCAGAUGAUGCAGUUGCAGGGAGGUUGGGGCUUUGCUGGAACAGCAGAGGAGGCAGCAGCAGGCUCAGGAGCCUCUCUGCUGGAUCGCGGACAGCGGUGAGACCGGCGGAAACAGAGGCAGGGGCGGGGUUGGCGGAAACGGCGGAAGGGGCGGGAAUGGCGGAAGCGGGGCCGACGGGGAUGGCGGAAACAAUGGCGGCAGGGGCGGGAAUGGCGGAAGCGGCGGCGACGGGGGCAGCAGCUCCUUCCGCGGGGGUCAGCACGAUUGGUCCAGCAGAGGCAUCGUCAGCCGUCGAUUUCUUGAUGAUGAUCCAGCCGCUAAAGACGUUGAAACGGACAGGGUGGGUUAAGCGGGGAGUGCAGGGCGCAGAGUCGAUCGGCGACCACAUGCACCGCAUGGCGCUCAUGGCGUUUGUCUUGGCUGGAGUGGAGGGGAUCGAUAGAGAGAGAUGCAUCAAGAUGGCAAUUGUGCAUGACGUGGCAGAAGCAAUUGCAGGGGACAUCACGCCAUCCUGCGGAGUGGGCAAGGAGGAGAAGCACCAAAUGGAAACGGAUGCUCUUGAGAAGAUGUGUGGUGCCCUAGGCCCCAACCGCAAGGCGGCAGCUGAGAUGCGCGCUCUCUGGGAGGAGUAUGAAGCAAACGAGACAAACGAAGCCCGACUGGUGAAGGAUUUUGAUAAGAGUAGGGAAGGACUCGAACCAUAG